Cucumis melo (muskmelon) is the source of this 1950-nucleotide messenger RNA. Its product is annotated as VAN3-binding protein-like. The transcript is spliced from 6 exons. Gene Ontology annotation, biological process: auxin-activated signaling pathway; phloem or xylem histogenesis; leaf vascular tissue pattern formation. Bases 122 to 1558 code for a protein of 478 amino acids. The record is from RefSeq and is a predicted model, not a curated record. Lineage: Eukaryota; Viridiplantae; Streptophyta; Magnoliopsida; Cucurbitales; Cucurbitaceae.
CAUGAUUUUAACAAACAUUAAAACCCAAACACACAUAGCAUAAAACCCAAACUCACCACAAACCAAAUCCUCACUUACUCUGUUUUUCUUCAUUCUUAUUCUCUCACUAUUUUACUCUUCAAUGGAUGAUUCUUACUCAUUUAAACCUUCUAGAACUCACUUACCAGAAAGCCCAAGAGCUCCAAUGGAGUUCCUCUCUCGUUCAUGGAGUGCCUCUGCUCUUGAAGUUUCUAAAGCUUUAGCCGCUCCUUCUCCUUCAAUGCCUUUGCCUCCAAAAUCUGCUAGUAGCUCUUCGUGUACUACGUCUUCUAUACCCGAAGACGUCACUGGAGAAUUCGAAGAGUUUCCUCUUCCUCACGCCAAUGGAAAUCACUUCUCUUUCUCUUCUUCCGCUACUUCUCAACUUGUGCUUGAUCGCAUUAUGUCACAGUCCGUUAGAGAGGAAGUGUCGCCGUUGACGUCCGGGAGGCUUUCGCAUAGUAGUGGGCCGUUGAACGGUGGGUCAUUGACGGAAACGGACAGUCCGCCGGUGUCACCGUCCGAUGAGUUUGACGACGUUGUUAAGUUCUUUCGAGCCAAUCACAGCAUUCAACCCCUUUUCACGAAUGGCCGUGCCAGUGCUGGCAAUGUUGGGGGAACUACCGGCGGGGGAUCAAAAACGGUGGGAAGGUGGCUCAAGGACAGAAAAGAGAAGAAAAAGGAAGAACAUAGAGCCCACAAUGCCCAACUACAUGCUGCCGUUUCGGUUGCUGCAGUGGCUGCCGCUGUGGCGGCCAUUGCAGCUUUCCAAGCUGCCUCUUCUUCGUCAAAGAAGAACGAGCACACGGCUAAGACUGAUAUGGCUGUGGCCUCUGCCGCCACCUUGGUGGCUGCUCAGUGUGUGGAGGCAGCAGAGGCAAUGGGGGCUGAAAGAGAUCAUCUUGCUUCGGUUAUUAGCUCUGCUGUGAAUGUUAGAUCUCAUGAUGAUAUCUCUACUCUCACUGCUGCAGCAGCCACGGCUCUACGAGGAGCAGCAACACUGAAAGCAAGAGCACUAAAGGAAGUAUGGAAUAUCUCAUCAGUAUUACCAGUAGAGAAAGGAAUACCGAUGGGUACUAAUGGUAGUAGCAAAGGCCACAUUCAUCAUUCCAACGAUGGUCAUAACCAAGAUCCAGAGCAUCAUCAACCUGAGAAUUUCCUCUUUGCUCACACUCAAGAUUUCCUCGCGAGAGGCACCGAGCUCCUCAAGCGCACUCGAAAAGGGGAUCUUCACUGGAAAAUAGUGUCUGUUUACAUUCACCGCACCGGACAGGUGAUGUUGAAGAUGAAGAGCAGACAUGUUGCAGGAACAAUCACAAAGAAGAAAAAGAAUGUGGUGUUGGGUGUAUGCAGGAAUGUACCCGCAUGGCCAGGACGACACUUGUUCGAGGGAGGGGAGCAGCGGCGUUACUUUGGAUUGAAGACAGAAAUGCGAGGCAUAGUAGAGUUUGAGUGCAGGAGCCAGAGAGAGUAUGAUCAGUGGACACAAGGCGUUUCAAAGCUUCUUUCACUGGUAGCUGAUUCAAAGGGCAGAUAUUAGGAAUGUUUUAAUGUAUUAUCUCUCUUGUGACUUAGAUAGUUCGUAGUUUAGUUCAAGGUGGUUGGUUCUAGUACUCUGACUUGUCCUAGGAAGAGUGGACACAGGUAAAGAGGGGGAGGGCAGGGGAGAUCUGAAUCACAAUAAAUACCAUUGAAUUGGUUAGUCUAAUUCUCAAGAAGAGCCUGAGGAUUGUGAUAUCAGAUUUGUGAAAGUUGAACAUUUCUUGAAUCCAACAUGCCAGAGGUUUAAGAUGCAAAAUUUUAUCACAAGUACAACGCAGCAACUAAUUGAAACCCCUGUUAUGGUUGAAAAUACUCUCGAGAAGAUGUAAAUUCAAACCAACUAAUAUUAUUUGACAGAAGACAAUCUAGACAAUCUUCCUUGACUUUUCA